Entamoeba invadens IP1 is the source of this 1377-nucleotide messenger RNA. RefSeq names its product zinc/cadmium resistance protein, putative. The transcript has a single exon. The coding region runs from base 1 to 1377 and encodes 458 amino acids. The record is from RefSeq and is a predicted model, not a curated record. Lineage: Eukaryota; Evosea; Mastigamoebida; Endamoebidae. Gene Ontology annotation, molecular function: zinc ion transmembrane transporter activity. Gene Ontology annotation, biological process: zinc ion transmembrane transport; intracellular zinc ion homeostasis. Gene Ontology annotation, cellular component: membrane.
AUGGAGACCAGUGUUGUACAAACUUUUGGCGACGACGACAAGAAGAAUGAUGAUAUCAGUUCGACUUCAGAGGAAGGAGUUGUGAACGAAGUGGUAGAGCUCAAAGGCUUUUCCGAGGAGACCAAGAACGCUAUUAAUCAUCCGAAUAGUGAUGUUUGGUACAAAGACAAGAAUGUCUACAAAUUGAGUUUUCUCCUCUUAGUCAACUUACUCUUCUUCUUAUGUGAGUUGAUCACGGGUAUAGUCAUUCACUCUCUUGCAUUGUUAGCAGAUGCUUUUCAUAUGUUAAGUGAUUUAAUGUCACAAGUCAUCGGGUUAGUCGCUAUCUUGUUAGCUAAGAAGAAAGCGUCUUCGAAGUUGACGUACGGCUUUGUCCGCUCGGAAGUGAUAGGAGCGAUGGUCAAUGGCAUCUUCUUGUUGUCCGUCGGCUUUUUCAUCUUCAUCGAAGCCAUCCAACGAUUCAUUGACAUUGAAGAGAUCACCGACCCCAAAGUCAUGUUAAUUGUCGCUGCUAUUGGACUCUUUAUUAAUCUUGCUGCUAUGUUACUCUUCCAUGAUCAUCACCACCACGGUCAUUCCCAUGGCGAGAAGCACUCCCAUUCCGAGAAAAAAUCAAAGAAAGCGGAGGAGAAGGAGAUGAAAGUCGACAUCGACAACUACCAAAAAGUCGGUGCGACCGAUAAACCCGUUCAAGUCGAUAUCGACAGUAGUCACAUUGAAAGUGCUACGAUUAAAGAAGAUGAUCAUUCUCAUAGUCAUGACGAUCACGAUCAUGAGCACGAUCAUGGACAUAACGAAAAGGAACACCACGGGCAUGGAAGUUUGAAUAUGAGAGGCGUCUUCUUACAUGUCAUGGGAGAUGCCUUAGGAAGUAUUGUUGCUGUUGCUGUAGCUUUAUGUGUUUGGUUCAUCGAUGGGGAUUGGAAGUACUAUUUAGACCCGGCACUGUCAUUGAUAGUUGCAUGUGUUGUCAUGUCAUCAGGUGUCCCAUUGGUCAUCUCCUGUAUUAAAAUCUUGAUGCAGAGAAUACCACAGGGGAUCUCUAUGAAGAAGUUGAAGAGAGACAUCUUGGCUGUCGAUGGAGUGGACUCGAUACACGAAGUCCAUCUCUGGCAAUUGGCGAAUGAAACCAAUGUAGCCACAAUUCACUUGUUUUUGAAUGAAGUCGAUCGGUUCAGAGUCAUGGAAAUUAUUCAAGAAGUCAAGAAUGUGUUCCAUGAACACGGAGUCCACUCGACCACUAUCCAGACUGAACUUGGGAUUGUAGGAGAACAAGAAGUUAAGAACUCUGUUCAACACAGGAAGUGCUUAAUCGACUGCCCAAGUAAUGAAUGUAUCGGUGACCGAUGUUGCAAGGCAGUGUUGGAAGAUAAUUGA